This is a messenger RNA of Plasmopara halstedii, 1290 nucleotides long. Its product is annotated as hydroxyproline-rich glycoprotein. The record is from RefSeq and is a predicted model, not a curated record. NCBI's taxonomy places the organism in Eukaryota, Oomycota, Peronosporomycetes, Peronosporales, Peronosporaceae. Gene Ontology annotation, biological process: late endosome to vacuole transport via multivesicular body sorting pathway. Gene Ontology annotation, cellular component: multivesicular body. Bases 1 to 1290 code for a protein of 429 amino acids. The transcript is spliced from 6 exons.
AUGACGACGACGACCGACCCUCAGCCUGUGAGGAUCCCGCCUACAUUCAAGACGCUCUUACCAUUCAUCAGGCGUGCUGAGGAGCUGGAUAGGGAUACAUCGCGACCAGAAUCUAAGCUGAUCGCAUAUUUCUGCCGCCAGUAUGCCAUGGAGCUGGGCAUUAAACUACGUGAGAAUGAUGUGUCUAACGAAUCGACAGACUAUCUAUUGUCGCUCAUGGACCGUUUGGAAAACGAGAAGAAAAGUCUGCCAGAAUUUACGCAGGAGGAAGGGAAGGAAAUUUGCGAGGAUUUUGCGACCGAAAUAUUUUCUAAAGCUGAUGACGAGGAUCGCGCAGGGAAGGCAAACAAAAGCACAGCUCGCACAUUCUAUGCUGCUGGCACAUUUUUUGACAUUCUAACUCAGUUUGGCGAUAUUCCAGAAGAUAUUGUAGAGAAGCGUCGCUAUUGCAAAUACAAGGCGGCGACAAUUUUAAAAGCUGUUAAAGAAGGAAAAACGCCCACACCCGGACCGCCCGAGGGACUUGACUUUAAGGCUGACGAUGAUGGAAGUCAUGAUGCAUCGAUAGCAGCUAACGUAGUGUCAUCUACUUCGGAACCUUUUGCUCCCGCUGUGGUAGUUUCACCGAUGCAACGGUCCAGUUCCAUAAACAACUCAGCACCUCUUCCUUUCCCCCCGGAGACGACGAGAUCAGCAGGAGCCAUGAGUUUCAGCGAGCUCGAAAGUACAUGGCACGGACGUGCUAGUACUCAGAAUCCCCCGCAACUAUCAGCGCCAAGUCACUCUCCACCAGCUGCCCGUCCUAAUUCGGCUUUUUUAACCUCGACGCCACCACCUGAUUCGACGCAAAACAGAAAACCGCUUUCCUUUCCAUCUGCAGCUGACGACCAGCCAACUUCAGUCUACAAAUUGCCUUCGGACCCAACUUCAGAUAGAAAUACUCCUUCCGCCGUAAUUUCAGGCGACGACCCGCCUUCCUCCCCAGUUUUGGCCUACGACCCGCCUCCAGCCGCAACAUCAUCAAAUCGAUCACACGAAACCCAUUUUGCCCCAACUUCCUCGUACCAAUUGCCUUCUGCCCCCUCUCCAUCCUACGAGCCUUCUUUAUGUUUAACGAGUCAAGCAUUUCAAGGCAAGCCCGAACGUUUGCGUGAUACACAUGCAUCACAGAACGAGAUUAAUGAUGCGAUUGAGUACUCCAAAUUUGCCAUAGCAGCUCUUAAGGUGAAAGAUACGAAGCUAGCGGUAGAGCGAUUGGAAAAGGCUUUGCGCAUUAUACGAGGAGCGUAA